ACGUAUUGCCACCGCGUCAUGCCUAACCCUCGUGUGUCCAUCAUGAAAAACAGUGUGGCGUGAGAUCUCGUGUCCUGAGUGUGUGUGUGUGUGUGUGUGUUAGUGAGAGCCUCGUCCGGCGGCAGACUGUGAGGAGAGCACAAUGUGGCGGAAGGCGUGCGAGGUGGUGGCGGCGGCGGCGGUGGUGGUGAUGGUGAUGGUGGCGUGUGUGGUGGGCAGAGCACAGGGGUUGGCGUAUGACCUGCGCACCGACCCAUCCCUGUACAAUAUAGGCGGGGGCAUCUAUGACGUGACCGGCCCCGCUGCUGGAGUCAAUAUGAUGGGCUACGCCAACCCGGCCCAGAUCAACAGCGGCAUCCACAUGCGGCUGUUCUCCCGCGCCUUCAUCCUGGACGACACCCAGCGCCGCGUGGUGUUCGUGAGCGUGGACUGCGGCAUGAUGGGUUCCCUCAUCAAGACCAAGGUGGUGGAGAGGCUGCAGGCGGAGUACGGGGCCCUGUACACCAACGCCAACGUGAUGCUGAGCGGCACACACACGCACUCUGGCCCCGGUGGCUUCCUGGAAUACCUCCUUUUCGACAUCACCUCGCUCGGCUUCAUCAAGGAGACGCUAGACGCAAUGGUGGAGGGCAUCUUCCAGAGCAUCAAGCAGGCGCACGAGGGCGUGGUGCCGGGCCACCUGUACCUGAGCAGUGGCGACAUCCUGGACGCCUCCAUCAACCGCUCCCCCACAGGCUACCUCAACAACCCUGAGGAGGAGCGCGCCAGGUACCUCUACGACACCGAUAAGACCAUGACGCUGCUCAGGCUGGAGGCGCAAGACGGCACGCCGCUGGGUAUGGUCAACUGGUUCGCGGUUCACCCCACCUCCAUGAACAACACCAACACCCUUAUCUCGGGCGACAACAAGGGCUACGCGUCCCAGCUCUUCGAGGAGGUCAUGAACCCCGGGGCCAUGCCAGGCAAGGGCAAAUUCGUCGCGGCCUUUGCCCAAUCCAACUGCGGAGACGUGAGCCCGAACAUCAAGGGUCCCCACUGCAUCGACACGGGGCUGCCCUGCGACCUGGCCACCUCCACCUGCGACGGGCGGGUCCAGAAGUGCAUCGCCUCGGGGCCGGGCAGGGACAUGAUGGAGAGCACCAAGAUCAUCGCCACCAGGCAGUUUGCUAAGGCCAUGGAUCUGUACAACGACCCUGGCGCGGUGAAGGUGUCGGGGCCCGUGCUCUUCGCCCAGCAGUUCAUAGACAUGGCCAACUAUACGGUGCAUCUGGAAGGCGGCAACACGAGUUCAACAUGCAUGCCAGCGCUGGGCUACAGUUUCGCCGCGGGCACCAUCGACGGUCCAGGCGCCUUUGACUUCACGCAGGGCACCACGGAGGGCAACCCCUUCUGGAACAUGGUGAGCGGCAUGCUGCACAAACCCUCAGAGGAGCAGAUCGCCUGUCACGCCCCCAAGCCCAUCCUGCUGGACACUGGUGAGAUCAACAUGCCCUACCCGUGGCACCCGCGCAUCAUGGACACGCAGGUGGGGCUCGUGGGGCAGCUGGCCAUCCUUCCUGUGCCCGGGGAGUUCACCACCAUGUGCGGCAGACGCUUCAGGGAAAAGGUUGCGUCGGUGCUGGAGGCGAGCGGCAUGGAAGGGGUGGUCCCAGUGCUGGCGGGUCUGUCCAACGUGUACUCCCACUACAUCGCCACGUGGGACGAGUAUCAGGUGCAGCGCUACGAGGCCGCAUCCACUAUCUUCGGCCCCCACACCUGCGCCGCCUACAGACAGCAGUACACCUACCUGGCCCAGUCCAUCUUUAACGGAAACGAGGUGCCGCCGGGCCCGUCACCCCCUGACCUGAGUGACAGUGUGCUCUCGCUGCUGCCCGGCGUGCUGUUUGACGGGGCGCCCAUGGGGUCUCACUUCGGGGAUGUGGUGGCGCAGCCCUACCCCUUGGCCUACACCGGGGAGACUGUCACGGCCAAGUUUGUGUCGGGGCAUCCCAGGAACGACGUGCUGUUGGGCGGGAGUUUCCUGACCGUGGAGAGACUUGUGAACUCCUCAGGCGUGUGGGAGGUUGUGGCCACUGACGCUAAUUGGGAAACCAGGUUCAUCUGGGAUCGAGUGUCGCUGCUGCUGGGGACAAGCCUGGCUACCGUCAAGUGGGACAUCCCGCACAACACACCAGAGGGCACCUACAGAAUCACGCACACGGGGCAUUGCAAGAGUUUUUUCUUCGGCAUCUCUCCCUAUUUCGGUGCCACGGAGCCGUUCGAGGUGGUGGCGCGGCCUGACGUGACGCUGAUUGAGUUUGCGGAGGAACCACAGGAAAGGAACUCAGGGUCUGCUCUCCCCAAGCCCUGGUGGCUCAAGAUCUUCGGCUUCUAAGUUUCCCUGCUGUUGGUGUUGUUGUUGCUGCUGGCGAUGUGGCUGGUACCUCUCUCUCUCUCUCUCUCUCUCUCUCUCUCUCUCUCUCUCUGAAUGCUACUCAGAUGUUUAGAAAUAAAACUGUUGAAUACA
Messenger RNA from Scylla paramamosain (green mud crab), 2506 nucleotides. RefSeq lists its product as uncharacterized. Gene Ontology annotation, biological process: ceramide catabolic process; long-chain fatty acid biosynthetic process; sphingosine biosynthetic process. NCBI's taxonomy places the organism in Eukaryota, Metazoa, Arthropoda, Malacostraca, Decapoda, Portunidae. Gene Ontology annotation, cellular component: extracellular region. Gene Ontology annotation, molecular function: N-acylsphingosine amidohydrolase activity. Bases 143 to 2374 code for a protein of 743 amino acids. The transcript has 15 exons. The record is from RefSeq and is a predicted model, not a curated record.